Molecule: messenger RNA, 2535 nt
Organism: Manihot esculenta (cassava)
Lineage: Eukaryota; Viridiplantae; Streptophyta; Magnoliopsida; Malpighiales; Euphorbiaceae
Exons: 2
Coding region: 1-2535 (844 amino acids)
Molecular function (GO): zinc ion binding
Source: RefSeq, a predicted model, not a curated record
AUGAGUUUUCCGACAUGUGGAAUUGUACACUGGGAUGGUAAUGUCAUUAGAACCGAAUUAGGUUACGACUAUGUUGGUGGCCAGCACCUUUUUUUCCGUAUUAAACGAAGGUUGAAUUAUGAGGAUCUUUUUAUGAAAAUAGUUCGUUCUAUAAAUUUGUUAGACCACAACGAAUUUAUAUGCAAGAUUGAAUAUAGAAAACCAAUUAUUAAUGAUAACGAUUACAAAUUUGAACUAGUUAAGCUGAUGAACGAUGCCGAUGUAGAGAUGAUGUUCGAUUACGUUAGUAGUCUUGGGUCUGAGAGCAUAGUCUUUUAUGUCGAUGUCGUUAGAGAUAUUCAUAGAAAUCAGAAUGAUGAUUGUGCUGGUCCCUCUUAUACUGAUCCAAAGACGAGGUCACACUGUAUUUUGCAUUCGAAUAUUGAUGAGCAAGCUGAAAUUACAGUCAGUCCAAUUAGUCCGUUUUGUACUGAAGACUUAAACUUUAAUGGUGUUGAUAGUCUUGUUAAUGAAGUUGUGGAUGAAGUUGAUGAAUAUGUUGAUUCAGAGAGAUUAUCUGAUUCUGAUAUUAACGAGUACGAAAGUGGUUGGAUUGAGGACGACGAAUUAUUAUCAGGUGAUGAUAAUGUUGUUGCUCAGUAUACUAAUCCUAUUUUGCCACUAGUUCAUCCACCGCCAUUUUCAGAAAUAGAUUUUGAAUUAAUGCGUGUGGACCCUUAUGCAAAGCCACCGACUGAUAUGUUUUGGAGUCCGAAUAUGGAGUUUUCUGUUGGGAUGAUUUUUCCAAACAGAGAUGCUGUCAUGGCAGCAGCUAAGGAAUAUCAUUUGCGUAGACAUCAUCAGUUCUGUUCUUAUGAGACAAAGAGAAAAACAUAUAGUAUUAUAUGCAAGAAUAAAAAGCAUAACUGUAAAUGGCAUAUGCGUGCUUCAAUGAAGGAGGGAUCUGAGGUUUGGAAAAUUGUAUCGUAUAAUGGGCCGCAUACUUGUUCAAAUGCAAUGGUUGAAAAAGACCAUCCUCAAUUGGAUAAUAAAUUUUUAUGUCAAUUUAUUUUGCCUAUGAUAGAAGAACAACCACAAAUUAAAAUAAAAACACUUCAGGCUGAAGUUAGAGAUAAAAUUGGAUAUGAACCUUCAUAUUCAAAAACGUGGAAGGCAAAACAAUUUGCAAUUAGGAAAAUUUUUGGCGGAUGGGAUGAAUCGUAUGGAAGGCUUCGUAAGUACAUGAAUGCAAUGUGCCACUUCAAUCCUGGUUCGAUCUUCAUAAUUGAAGAUGAUCCCCAUUACAUAAAUGAUCGUUUGGAUCGUACUUCUCGUGUAUUUGAUCGUAUGUUUUGGGCUUAUCGUCAAUCUAUUGAAGGAUUCAAGUAUUGUCGACCAGUAAUUUUUGUUGACGGGACAUUCCUAUACGGUAAAUAUAGUGGGUGUAUAUUGUGUGCAACAGGGCUUGAUGGAAAUAAUCAGAUAUUUCCAUUAGCUUUUGCUAUUGUCGAGAGGGAGGAUUCAGAUAAUUGGGGAUGGUUCAUGUCUUGUUUGAGAGCUUAUGUCACAGAACGCGAAGGUUUAUGUGUCAUUUCUGAUCGUCACAUUGGAAUUAAGAAAUCUAUGGAACAAGAUUGGUGGCAACCACCAAGUGGACACCAUCGAUACUGCAUACGCCACAUUUUGAGCAAUUACAACACAAAAUUCAAGAAUGCAACAAUGAAGGAAUGUUUGCGAAAGGCUGCCAAUCAUAACCAAAAGAGAAAAUUCUAUGACGCAAUGAAUAAAAUUAAGGAAGUCAAUCUCGAGACCUUUGAAUGGGCUGUGAAGAUACCUUUGGAGAAGUGGACUCGUUCCCACGAUGGUGGGAAGCGAUAUGGAUCAAUGACGACUAACACCAUUGAGUCUGUCAAUGGAAUGUUGAAAGGCUUUCGAGCCUUGCCUAUUACAGCAAUGGUCGAAAAAAUAUUUUAUCAAUGUGCGCAUUACUUCGAUACAAGAAGGAGUCAAUUUUUUCGGCAGCAACAAGAUGGUUAUCGAUUCACCCAGUCAACUGGUGAAAUCAUACAAAAAAAUGCACAGUCAGCAAAUGGCCAUCGUGUUACGACAUUUAAUCGUGAUGAUUUGGUUGUUGAAGUUCGAAGUUCAAAAUCUGGGCAAAAACAAGUUGUUAAGCUUAUAGAAGGUACCUGUACUUGUGGAAAAUUUCAAGAGAUGCGUAUCCCAUGUUCACAUGCCAUAGCAGCCUGCAUGUCGAGGUCUGUGGAUUAUGAGCAAUUCGUUGAUAGCUACUACACUCUCGAAAGGUCAAUUAAAUGUUACGAAGACAUGUUCAACCCAUUAGGUAAUUCAGACUAUUGGCCUGCGGAUUACGAAUUACCACUAAUUCCAAACAAGAACCGAAUAAGGAAAAAAGGGCGACCGAAGUCAUCGAGAAUUCAGAAUGAAAUGGAUUGGAGGGGUGCAAAAGUUAAUAUUCCUGGAAAAAAUCAUUGUUCUAUAUGUGGCCAAUCCGGACAUAAUAAAAAGACAAGUACUGUGAACAAACAUUUAUGA